AUGGAACACAUAAACAAAAUUACCACCAUUAUCAUCAUCACCAUCUUGCUCACGGUUCUUCGUUUUUCCAUCCCGGUUCACUCUCGCGAGCUGGCCGGCUCACCGUCACCUUCUCCUUCUCCGGGAAGUCCGGGGAUGAUUGAUGGAAUUAGAAGGCCUGGAUCAUUUCCGGCUUCCUGUCAUGCAAAGUGCAAGCAGUGUGAGCCAUGUAUGCUGAUCGGAAUACCGAUUCGAGCGGUGGAGUCAGAAGAGAACGAGUACUACCCUCAAGUUUGGCAAUGCAUGUGCCAAGAAAAUAUAUACCCGCCGUAA
Hibiscus syriacus is the source of this 312-nucleotide messenger RNA. RefSeq names its product EPIDERMAL PATTERNING FACTOR-like protein 5. The record is from RefSeq and is a predicted model, not a curated record. Gene Ontology annotation, biological process: stomatal complex development; guard cell differentiation. Lineage: Eukaryota; Viridiplantae; Streptophyta; Magnoliopsida; Malvales; Malvaceae. The transcript has 2 exons. Bases 1 to 312 code for a protein of 103 amino acids.